UAAACUAUCUUGACGGAACAAGUUAAAUUCAGGGGAAACUUUCAGUUUGCGCCACUUGCUUCCCGUAAACAGGGUAGAUGCAGGGUUAGCUGAGCAGGUGCCAGACAGUCAGGGUGAACGCUGUAGUUUUUGCAGCUGGUGAGCUUCCCAGUGUUUGUGUGGACAGGCAAGCUAACAUUAAGUGAAUAUGAGGUUCAGCGCUGUAGUCGUGUGUGUGUUCCUGCUUUGGGUUGAGGGGUCUUUGGGGGACACACCGGCUAACUGCACCUAUGAGGACCUGCUAGGGACAUGGGUGUUCCAGGUGUCCAAAGGAGGGCACGACAAGACCGUCAACUGCUCUGCUGAAGCCACAGGUGAGAGGACAGUGACUGUAACCCUGGAGAAACUGUCUGUAGCCACAAAUGAGCUGGGACACAUGGGCUUCUUCACCCUCAUCUACAACCAGGGCUUUGAGGUGGUCCUCGGAGACUACAAAUGGUUUGCCUUUUUCAAGUACACCCAGGAUGGCUCGAAGGUGACCAGCUACUGUGACCAAACCCUGCCAGGGUGGGUCCAUGAUGUCCUGGGACGCAACUGGGCCUGUUUUGUGGGCAAGAGGGUGAAGCCUGUGCCACCGAGAUCAGAUUCCAAGCCAGUCCUCAGCAGCGGACUGCUCCCGAAGCCGUACAAACACAACUGGGACUUCAUUGAUUUAAUCAACACCGUUCAAAGCUCCUGGAAGGCUGUGGCGUAUCCCGAGCAUGAGAUGUACACUUUACAAGAGCUGCAUUACAGAGCAGGGGGCCCCGCCUCCCGUAACCCCGUACACGUUCGCCCUGCCCCUGUAGAUGCUGGUUUAGCCAAGAUGGCGGCAGCCCUCCCUGAGCAUUGGGACUGGAGAAACGUUGAUGGUGUCAGCUUUGUCAGCCCUGUGAGAAACCAAGCAUCCUGCGGUAGCUGCUACUCCUUCGCCACCAUGGGAAUGCUGGAAGCUCGAGUUCGGAUCCUCACAAAUAACAGCGAUGCCCCUGUCCUCAGUCCUCAGCAGGUGGUCUCCUGCUCUGAAUACUCCCAAGGUUGUGACGGGGGCUUCCCUUACCUGAUCGGGAAGUAUAUACAGGAUUUUGGCAUUGUGGAAGAGUCUUGCUUUCCAUACAUUGCAAAGGACUCUCCAUGUGGCCUUCCUCAAAACUGCGGUCGAAUGUACACAGCAGAGUACGGGUACGUUGGCGGAUUCUACGGCGGCUGCAGUGAGACGGCAAUGAUGCUGGAACUGGUCAAGAAUGGGCCGAUGGCAGUUGCUUUGGAGGUCUACUCUGACUUCAUGCACUACAAGGGAGGCAUCUACCACCACACCGGCCUCGCAGACUCCAUUAAUCCCUUUGAGGUGACCAACCACGCUGUUCUGCUGGUGGGCUACGGCCGCUGUCACAAGACCGGACAGAAGUACUGGAUUGUCAAGAACAGCUGGGGCGCCCAAUGGGGCGAGGAAGGCUACUUCCGAAUUCUCCGGGGAAGAGACGAGUGUGCCAUCGAGAGCAUCGCUGUCACAGCCAAACCCAUCCCCAAACUGUAGAGGCUUUUAAAAGAUCUGGAGAAAUUAGUGCCUUGAUCACAAUUCUGAAUCAUUUAUAUUUUAUGUAUUUUGUUGUAAUCUUGGUUGAAAAUGUGGAGCUAUAAUUGGUCACACGGAAAGCUGCAGUCUGACUUUUUGACAGGUUGACCUAACACAUGCAUAAAUGCAUGAAAAGUUACUGAUUAAAUUUUUUAUGCAAAUAUUUCUCGACCCAGACUGUGACCGUAUACUUUUAGUGUACUAAAGAGUUUUUAACAUGUUAAACCUAAAAACGGAAGCAUCAUUUACCAGUCUUCAAAAAGCGAAAUGUUUACAGAAGUGCUAUGAAUAAAUUAAACUGGUUUUGAAACACUCCUGUAUAAAAUAUUUUAAAACACAACCACUGUAUUUGAUUUCAAGUUGCUCCACACACUAUUAGUUUUACAGCUUUAUCCUCCAAAGUUUAUUGACCUAGAUACAGUUGAUUUGCUUCUUGAUGUUGAAUAUAGUGUUUUUAUUCAUCAUUUUACUUAUAUGUUUGCUGAUUUUUAUUCAAUUCAAUUCAAAGAUACUUUAUUGAUCCCCGAGGGGAAAUUAAAAUGCAGCUGGUUGUUAGGCACUUCCUAAAUUCGCGCGGUAACUGUCAACCCAAACGCAGAACAAAAUAGAUUGCUCAUGCUGUGACAGGUUGUAAAUACCACUUUCAGUGUUUAAAAGGGAAAUGAUUUGUCUGUGUUUUUAUCAAUUGUCAAGUGCAGGACUUUGAUUUUUCUCUGUCUCAGGGAAGCACAGCAGGGAAUGGAUGUAUCAUUAGUCCCUGUUUCAAAUUGACAUCAUGGCUGACAUGUUUCACUGUUGAUUGUUUCCUGUGGAGCAUUUAAAGGGAGUUUCUCAUAAUAAAGGGAUGCAACAUA
Girardinichthys multiradiatus is the source of this 2448-nucleotide messenger RNA. RefSeq names its product cathepsin C (gene ctsc). Bases 188 to 1555 code for a protein of 455 amino acids. Gene Ontology annotation, molecular function: cysteine-type endopeptidase activity. Lineage: Eukaryota; Metazoa; Chordata; Actinopteri; Cyprinodontiformes; Goodeidae. Gene Ontology annotation, cellular component: lysosome. The transcript has 8 exons. The record is from RefSeq and is a predicted model, not a curated record.